GACUCCGCCGGAGGAAGUUGCGUCUUGACGUACACGUGGAACGCAUGUGAGAGUUUGUGCGUUCCAGGCUGCCAGGUGGUCGGCAUGGGGAAGCUGAAUGUGGUUUUGCUUCGGUAUCUGUCCAGAGAUGACUUCAGAGUGCUCACCGCGGUGGAAAUGGGUAUGAAGAACCAUGAGAUAGUGCCUGCAAGUUUAAUAGCCUCUAUAGCCAGCCUCAAGCAUGGUGGUUGCAACAAAGUUCUGCGGGAGCUGGUAAAACACAAACUCGUUGCAUAUGAUCGUACAAAGACUGUUCAGGGUUACCGGCUAAUUUAUGGCGGCUAUGAUUAUCUGGCGCUCAAAACUCUCUCUUCCCGGGAUGUUGUUACUUCAGUUGGAAACCAAAUGGGUGUCGGAAAAGAAUCAGAUAUCUACAUUGUUGCAAACGAAGAAGAGCAGCAGUUUGCAUUAAAACUUCAUCGUCUUGGAAGAACUUCCUUUCGCAACCUUAAAAAUAAGCGGGAUUAUCACAAGCAUCGUAACAAGAUGUCAUGGCUCUAUCUGUCACGUCUGGCUGCCAUGAAGGAGUUUGCGUAUAUGAAGGCUUUAUACGACAGAGGGUUCCCAGUUCCGAAACCAUAUGACUACAACAGGCAUGCAGUUGUUAUGGAGCUUAUAAACGGCUAUCCCUUGUGCCAGAUUCGUCACUUGGAAGACCCGGAGUCAUUGUACAGCGAGUUAAUGGAACUCAUUGUCAAACUUGCUAAUCAUGGCUUGAUCCACGGAGACUUCAAUGAGUUUAAUAUCAUGUUGGAUGAUGAGGACCAUGUCACCUUGAUUGAUUUCCCACAAAUGGUGUCUACAUCUCAUCAAAAUGGUGAAUGGUAUUUUGACAGAGAUGUGAAAUGUAUUCGAGAUUUCUUCCUAAAGCGCUUCAAUUAUGAAAGUGAACUUUUCCCAACUUUCCGGGAUAUCCAGAAAGAAUGCUCUCUUGAUGUGGAGAUUUCAGCUAGUGGCUAUACAAAAGAAAUGCAGGAGGAUGAUGAUCUCUUACAGCCAGAGGGCCCAGAUUGUGAGACGCAAGAUGCAGACAGUACUGGUCCACCAACUGAAGAUUUUCAUUUAGAACCUAAUCUCGAUAACAAUAAUGACAAGAGCUUAUCUGAAGCUAUGCAUGGCACGUCCCUGAGUGAUUCCGCUCCUGCUUCUGAACCAGAAUACAGAAAUGACAAAAGUAUAGACUUGUCAGACUUUCAUAGUGCUUUGGCAGAACUAGAAGGUCAGACUGGGGAUGACAAACACAAGUCUAUUACAGAAAACCCUGUAACUGCUGAUGAUGAUGAAAACAGACUUAAAAAGGGAAUUUCGGAUGAUGAUGAUGUUGAAAGUCAAGACGGUGAUGAGGAAGAUGAACAUGGAGAUGAAUGUCCGGAUCUUGUAGUUCUUUCUGGGGCAAAUAAAGAAUACAGACCCUUCAGAGAUGAAGACAGUUUGCAGCACAUCAAUGCACACAGAACCAGGACUACAAGUUUAACAUCAGUGGGUACGACCGGAAGCUGUUCUACUAUCCCACCAGAGCUUGUGAAGCAGAAGGUGAAGAAACAGUUAACAAAGCAGCAGAAAGCAUCUAUCAGAAGAAGACUACAGAAAGGAGAAGCCAAUGUGUGCACUAAACAGCGCAGAGAGAACAUGUUCAAUAUUAAAAGCAGUGUAGAUUCUGACAGCUUUUGGGGAUAGCUAUGGUUUUAAUUUUUUAUGCUUAUUGGCUGUAAAAUAAACCUCAAAAUCAAAUAUUUGUGUAAUUCUUCUCUUCGGUUUUCCUAGCAAAAGCCAGGCUGCAUUCAGGUUCACAAAUGUUGCAUGCCCAAAUUCAGAUAUAUUUAAAUGGAUUUACUAAUUGAGAGAAGUAUGUUUACCUGUCCAGUACAGCUACGCUAAUUUCAGCCUUC
This is a messenger RNA of Rana temporaria (common frog), 1928 nucleotides long. It is a transcript of the gene RIOK2, whose product is annotated as RIO kinase 2. Gene Ontology annotation, biological process: protein phosphorylation; maturation of SSU-rRNA. The transcript has 10 exons. Gene Ontology annotation, molecular function: ATP binding; protein serine/threonine kinase activity. The coding region runs from base 85 to 1716 and encodes 543 amino acids. The record is from RefSeq and is a predicted model, not a curated record. NCBI's taxonomy places the organism in Eukaryota, Metazoa, Chordata, Amphibia, Anura, Ranidae. Gene Ontology annotation, cellular component: preribosome, small subunit precursor; nucleus; cytosol.